CCUCUAUCGUUGCCAUCUCAAUCAGACUCCCAUCUUCCUAUCUUUGAUCUGUCUCUGGGUAUCGUUUUUGACGGUCUUGGCCCCGUUCGUGCGAGACAACCGAAACGACUCUUGGUGUAGGAAUCAUACUUCGUCCAGUUCGUCCAGUUCGUCUCGAAGCAAACUCCGUAGUUCAGUUCAGAUCGCGUCCUCGAUUUCCAUCGUCUUCUUUUUUCCAUUCGUGUUAUCAGUUACAUAUUCCUGUUCUCUUCCUUUUUCUUCUCUUUUCCCUCCGUGAUCACCCCGUUAUUCAGUUGCUUAGAUAUUGUUCAUCAUGAGCACUGGCAUGCCUCCGUGGCGGUCAGGGUCAGCUGUCGUCACAGCCACCCCCAAAGUUGCUGGUCAUGCCGCCCCAGCGUACAUCCCGGUUCAAGCACGCCGUAGCCUCGCCACUCCAGCCCCAUCCAAGUCCGCCGUAUCCCAACCCCCUUCAGUAUCAUCCCAGCCGUCGACAACGGAAGCGUCUGCUCGGAAACGAGUAGAAUGGCCAGCACCGGUGCGGUCGUACGUACAGCGGUGUUUUGCGCCAGAGAACCAAAUGCUCUCAGUCAGCAGGCAAGAGAUGGAGGCCAAGUUGAAGUCCGUGAUCACCGCCGCAGCGGAGAGAGAUGAGCUCCACACCACCAACUGGGACGCCUUACCUCUCCCCCAGGUCAUGGUUCAAAAUGAACGAAACCGGAUCCUAGCCAGUCCGAAUGUCUCCGCUUGGGGAGCGGCAAGUACGGCUUCUCCCCGCAAAAUUGAUACCGCUGCCAACGAGGCAUCUAAAAAGCGAAAGUCGGCGGAGUACCACGGGGAUGCCAACGGCGCUCCCCCGUGGCGGCAAACUAACAGUCAAGUCCCUUUUGAAGACCGAAUCUCGUACUCACCCACUGAUAAGCGGCAACGCAUAGAUCAAAAGAAUCCAAGUAAGUCCAAAGCUAAUCUAGAACUGCGGAAGAAGCGGUUUGAAGAUCCUCGGGCCCGGUACGGUUCGUCCCCGUCGUCGCGGGGCGAGUCCCCCACGCCUAGCGCCGCCAACCAAGGCCCCGUCGUCGGGCGGUGCCAGGACUUGGAAAAGAAAUAUUUCCGGUUGACGUCGGCGCCGAACCCGGACACGGUCCGUCCCCUGCCGGUCCUGAUGAAGACGCUGGAUCUCUUGAAAAAGAAAUGGAAGAAGGAUAACAACUACGGGUACAUCUGCGAUCAGUUCAAGUCCCUCCGGCAAGAUUUAACGGUGCAGCAUAUCCGGAACGAGUUCACGGUUAGCGUGUACGAGAUCCAUGCUCGUAUCGCCCUGGAGAAAGGAGAUCUUGGUGAGUACAAUCAGUGUCAAACGCAGCUGCGGGCUCUCUACACGCGGCAACUCGGCGGGCAUCCCACCGAGUUCAAGGCGUAUCGCAUCCUGUACUUCAUCCACACUCGCAACUGGACGGCCAUGAACGAUGCGCUGGCCGACUUGACGGCGGCAGAUAAGCGGGAUCUGGCGGUGAAGCACGCCUUGGACGUUCGGUCCGCACUCGCUUUAGGAAACUAUCACCGUUUCUUUCAGCUGUAUUUGGAUACUCCAAACAUGGGGGCUUACCUGAUGGAUAUGUUUGUGGAUCGUGAGCGGCUGUCGGCCUUGGCGGUCAUCUGUAAAGCAUAUAAACCCGACGUAAAGAUCCGGUUCAUCACUGAAGAGCUCGGUUUCGAGUCCGAUGAGCAGAGCGCACGGUUCGUUCUGGAUCAUACCUCGGAAGAGUUUCUCCAAGAAAAGGACGGGACCGUGAGACUGCUCACCGGGGCCAAAGCCAGCUUCUUGUUAGAGACGGCCAAGUCAUCGGCUCAUCGGAUUGUUGACAUCAAGGGGCAGAUCUAGCAUCCAUUCUCUUUCGGUGACCUACUAUUCGUUUUUACGUUUCUUGCAUUCGUGCACAUUUCACGUUUUAACAGCUUCUAAUUCUCCACCCAUCCCUUGUCCGUGUUGCAUUUCUCAGUUUUGAUCGUUGUUGGCUUGGGCAUUUUUCUUUCGCAUCCGUGCAGGUUGACUUGAUGUCUCAAGGAAAAAAUAUACCCGCCCCCGUCGAUGGGGGACGUGCUUCGGCACGUGCAUCGAAUUAUUUAGCAUUGGUUCAUUUCAUUGUUGGAGUGGGCGUUCAUGGUAUGAACGGGGCGUCGUCGGCAUGAUAGUUAUACAGCAUUUAUCGAAUCCAUUCAUGAAU
Aspergillus candidus is the source of this 2222-nucleotide messenger RNA. RefSeq names its product SAC3/GANP domain protein. Gene Ontology annotation, cellular component: nucleus. The record is from RefSeq and is a predicted model, not a curated record. The coding region runs from base 314 to 1879 and encodes 521 amino acids. The transcript has 3 exons. Lineage: Eukaryota; Fungi; Ascomycota; Eurotiomycetes; Eurotiales; Aspergillaceae.